Molecule: messenger RNA, 1993 nt
Organism: Manihot esculenta (cassava)
Lineage: Eukaryota; Viridiplantae; Streptophyta; Magnoliopsida; Malpighiales; Euphorbiaceae
Product: desiccation-related protein PCC13-62
Exons: 3
Coding region: 66-977 (303 amino acids)
Source: RefSeq, a predicted model, not a curated record
UUCAUGCACCUAUGUAGACCAGUGAGCUGAGGCAGUUUUCUAUUUUGAUUGAGCGCCUUAGCGAGAUGGGUAAUCGAUAUUAUUUAUUCUUCGCUCUCGUUUGUCUUGUUGCUCUGUUUCCUGCACUUGCGCUGGCUAAUGCUUACUGUGGACCGAUAGAGGCUGAUGACAAGGAUCAACUUCAGUUCGCUCUGAACUUGGAAUUUUUUGAAACAGAAUUCUUCUUGUUUGGUGCACUUGGUUGCGGUCUCGAUGCUAUUGCUCCAGCUUUGGCCAAAGGAGGUCCUCCGCCGAUUGGAGCACAAAAGGCCAAACUUGAUCUUGUUUCUCGUAAGAUCGUUGAGGAAUUUGGUUAUCAAGAAAUCGGCCACCUCAGGGCUAUUAUAACAACGGUUGGUGGAUUUCCAAGGCCUCUAUAUGAUCUCAGCCCUCAAAAUUUUGCGGAAGUGUUCGAUAGAGCAAUUGGCUACAAAUUGGUCCCUCCAUUUAACCCUUACCUUAGCACAGUCAACUAUUUCUUAGCAGCAUACCUUCUCCCUUAUGUGGGACUGGUAGGAUAUGUUGGGACCAUUCCCAACUUGAAAUACUACCCUACUAAAAGACUUGCUGCGUCACUGUUGGGAGUGGAGGCAGGGCAAGAUGCAGUGAUUCGAGCGCUGCUUUAUGAGAGAGCUUAUGAGAAAGUGUAUCCUUACAAUAUUACUGUAGCAGAGUUCACUAAUAAAAUAUCAUGUCUAAGGAACGAGCUCGCCAUGUGUGGGAUUAAAGAUGAAGGUUUAAUUGUGCCUCUUGAAUAUGGAGCUGAGAACAUGACUGAAAGUAACAUCUUAUCGGCCGAUACUAAUUCACUUUCCUAUGCUCGCACUCCACUUGAGAUUUUAAGGAUAAUCUAUGGAACUGGUAGCGAAUAUGAGCCUGGUGGUUUUUUGCCCCAUGGUGCAAAUGGUCGCAUUGCAAGAAGCUUUUACAAAGUUUAGGAGCAUGUUGAAAAAUAGAAAAAACCUAUCUAUGGAUUCAAAAUAUAUAUAAAAUUAUGAUGAAUUUUAUAUAAAAAAAUAAUUAAACCGUAUACAUUUACCUUCAUUUAGAUAUGCUCUUAAGUGAGAAAUCACCCUGGAAAAUAAUAAGUCCCUAGAUUAGUUGCAUUUUCUUUAUGAUUAUUUUGUUACAGAGUCUGAAAAUUGGCCCUGCUUUGUUAGCUCGAUUUUCCAAUCGAGAAUUACUCAUAAUUUUCUGCUUACAUUUUCCAAAUGUAUUUUAGGAUAUGUAUACAUAUUUUCUCCUACAAGAGCAAUGUUCAUAAUCAGCAGAUAUAACUUUGGCCAUAUCAAUUGGAAAUUGGAAUUUAGAAGGAAGGGGUUAACCACAUCAAUUGGAAUUUAGAAGGAAGUGAUUAACCACAACGUAACGGACGCCUGGACUACAUCCGUUGCGUGCUUAAUUAGCGUAUUAACAUCCCAUAUUUUUCCAUGUCUGUCUGAUUUUCAUAAUUCCCAGGUUUCCAUAGGGAUCAUGUUCUGUGCCCAUAUACGAGCUAAAUAAUUCAAUGGAUAUCAACUACAUAGCUAGCGAAAUGGCCAACACUAACGGUUGCUCUUUCUCCUUGACAAUCGUUUGUCUUCUUGUUUUGGCGCUUGCCCUUGUACUGGAUACUCAUGUAGAUGACAAGGAUCGGAUUCAGUUUGCUUUCAACUUGGAAUUCGAAUUCUUCUUGUUAAUUUGGUGCUCUUUGGUCAUGGGAUUGAUGCUACUGUUCCAACUUUCGCCAAGGGUGGUCCUCCUCCCAUUUGAGCCCAAAAGGCUAAACUUGACCCUGUUUCUCGUAAAACCAUCAAGGAAUUUGGUUAUCUAGAACUCGAAUCACCUCAUAUACUUAUAUUUUUGUGAGCAACCAAAUGCUUAAAGCUUUUUGUUUUGUAAUCCGCAAUAAUGUGCAAGAGAAAGUAGAAAGCGACUAAAAUAAAUGGCACUUCAGUCUUCAAAGUCUAAAACC